AUGAUGAGGAGAAGUACUUGUUUGAUCGGAAAACAGGUUGGAGGUGUUCAUUCACAUCUGAUUUCUCGAGUUCAAAGGAACAAAAGUAGAGUAGGGUGCUUUAUGUCCCAAAAUGAAAUUAUGACGACAGUAUUCCCAAUGUUCCAGCAGCACAUUGAACCACAUCUUGUUCAUGCACAUCUGAAAAUUCGAAAUGACUUUGAUCCUGUGCUUUCUCCUGAGAGCUCAUUGUUUAUGCUCAAAAGUAAUAAGCAAGUGGCUUAUCAAGAUAUUUUAAAAAUCCUUGACCCUGCAAAGAUCUGCAGUUCUGUUCAGAAUUUUAUUGACAUUUAUUUAAGGCUACCUGGAAUACCUGCUAAUGGCCAGUUAACGGAAAGUGACUGCAUAAGAGUCAGAAUUUGCGAAGGAAGAUUUGCGUUGCUCAUACGGGAGCCUAUAAGAGAAGGGAAUUUUAUCAACCAACCAAAAGUGGAUUUUGACAUCAGCAUUAAUACAGUUGCUGGGCUUCUUAACCUUGGAUGCAAUAUUGUCAACAUCUUGCUUAGAGGCACUCAGAAAAUAAUGUUUCAUCAUUUCAGAAUAGAAGAAAGAAGUCUGCGCCGGGUGGCAAUGUUAUCCUGGCAUAAUGCUUACUCACUAAACCAUAUAUAUGCCCGAUAUAGUACGUCCAGUAGCAUGCAAAUGUAUAGCCUUCCUCUGAAUUGUGGGGAGUUGCUAGAGUCUGACAAUAAAUCCUUGUGUCCAGAAAUACCAUACGUUUCCACCGAGUGUAGAGACUGA
Molecule: messenger RNA, 780 nt
Organism: Ilex paraguariensis (yerba mate)
Lineage: Eukaryota; Viridiplantae; Streptophyta; Magnoliopsida; Aquifoliales; Aquifoliaceae
Source: the annotation of a GenBank genome assembly